Aedes albopictus (Asian tiger mosquito) is the source of this 1225-nucleotide messenger RNA. Its product is annotated as mitochondrial fission process protein 1. Gene Ontology annotation, cellular component: mitochondrion. NCBI's taxonomy places the organism in Eukaryota, Metazoa, Arthropoda, Insecta, Diptera, Culicidae. Bases 151 to 609 code for a protein of 152 amino acids. The transcript has 3 exons. The record is from RefSeq and is a predicted model, not a curated record. Gene Ontology annotation, biological process: mitochondrial fission.
GUCAGUCGCCGCCCGUUCUCUCGCAUCUCGUCGCAUUGAUUCAAUUCAUUAGAAUUUUGAUUCGCACGGCAUUCGUUGGGGCCACUGAGUGGUAGCAUCGAAAGAAAUCUACCAGCAGUUCCCUCCUAUCCGAUCCCACCAACAGACACCAUGUCAAUUACGGAAAAGGAUCUCUAUCGGGACACUCCCGUGCGGUAUCUGGGUUACGCAAACGAAAUCGGCGAAGCGUUCCGACCGGUGAUCCGGAAGGUGUUCGUCCACGCCAGCUAUGUGGUUGCCGUUGGGUAUGUUCUGGCCGACACAACGGACAAGUCCCGGAAGCAGUAUGCGAAACCGGAAAUCCUCGGUGGGGGUGCUCGGGGAGCGGCGAUAGCCUCCGGAGAUACGUUGCUGUGGCAGAUGUUCGCUUCGGUCAUCAUUCCGGGAUUUACGAUUAAUAGAAUUUGCUGGCUCUCCAAGAAGGUCCUCUCGAUGAACAAGGUAAAGGGUCCGCUAGGGAAAUGGGCUCCUACGGCGCUGGGUUUGCUAGCGAUUCCAUUCAUCAUCCACCCCAUUGAUCACGGGGUGGAUCUGGUGAUGGACCAAACCUACCGGAAGUACGUGAAAUAACCGGAACCAGGUUCCGCCACGUACGGUUACGGACGUAUGCCAAAUAAUGGACCGUUAAAUAGGUUAGUUAGCUGUUGAAUGGGAUUUAUUUCAAUUUCAUUGCUUUACAAUUACAUCUGGGGCUUGGAAGCUUGGCGGUCUUAUUUUAGUUAAAGAUGCCAUUUCGCCAUGAAAUUUUAAUUUAUUUACUUUUCAUGAUCAUUUGAUAUUCUUGUAGAUCAACUUCAAGAAGCAGUUGAAGAUCGUUACAGAUAAUUCCUGUGAAGAACUACAUACAUGUCUUGCUUGGCGUCCUUGUCCCAUGAUUUAUCCUUGGUCUCGAGCUAAAUGACACUGAUCGUAGUCAUGUAUUAAAUACUUUUCUCGCUGACUUUAAACGUGUUUUUGAAUGUUAAUAGCUAUUGUAUGUAUCUCGAUUAUCGCAGAAAAGACACAACGCGUCGUAGCAAAUAAUAGCUGUAAGGUAAGGUUUAUCUAUGGUAAACUUUUAUUGUUAUUGCAAUAAAUGCAGCCGGUUGCAGAAGACAGUUUUUUCUUAGGAAAACGGGUUAAACUUGGUGCUCAAAAUACUCGAAAAUAAAAACGGAACAAUAAAAUCUAUCGGGAUACCUAUUCA